UUGGUUGUUUUUUUUUAUCGUCAGUUCGCGCUGGUUUCGUCAUAGAUAAGUUCUUUUUUUUAUUUUCCCCGAUCGCCGAAAGUAUUUUAUAAUGGAAGGAAUUCAAUAUUUAAUUAUCGAUACAGGUAACAUUAUGACUUUAAAAGACUUACAAAGAAAAACAACUCAAACUCCAACAGAUGAGUUGGUGGAAAGUUCUGCUUACACGCUGAAAGAAUGGUUGAAUUGUUCACCACCCAAUAAAACAAAUGUGCUCGAAUGUGUAAAUAAAACUAAAAUUAACCAGGACGAUAGGCAAAAUUUAAAAUUAACAGUUAAAAUAUUUUUAUCCGAGAGCAAACCGAACCUUCUGAUCAAUGCCGUGGAAAGGACAAUGUCUCACCUAGGAGUUGACUUAAUAGAUUCGUUAAUAGUAUCUGUCGAAAAUACUCAGAUAACUCUAGGUCAGAUUCAACCAUUAUGGAUUGCAUUAGAAGAAAUGGUUAUGAAAGAAAAACUAGUCACGAUAGGUUUUAGCGAUUUGGAUACGAAUCUCUUGCGUCAUCUGUACGAGUGGGCGAAAAUAAAGCCUAGCGUAAAUCAAGUCAACCUAGAAUCCUGUUGCGUGAUGCCUCCGGAGAUGAUUCAAUUUGCUAAAGAGAAUGACAUUCAACUCCUCACACACAGCGAUCCUAAAGAUAUUCUUCCUCACGACAUGAUUCUGAAGAUUUUUAAGGAAACGACGCAUGACAUCGAUCCCAAAUCCUGGGGCAUGCAGUGGAUCACGCGUUAUUCAGUAAUGGUUAAAGGAAGAGGGAUCAUACAGAGCAAAGGAUUCAUACUGUGCUUAUCUAAAAUAACAUGAAAAUGUCCUCACGUAAUUUGUAUAUAUUGAAGCAAUUUAACCAAGAUUCUAAAACUGUAGAUGUUUUCAAUUAAAGUUAUAAAGAUGUAAAUAUAUUAAAUUAUUUAAAA
This is a messenger RNA of Centruroides sculpturatus (bark scorpion), 954 nucleotides long. RefSeq names its product glutamate--cysteine ligase regulatory subunit-like. Lineage: Eukaryota; Metazoa; Arthropoda; Arachnida; Scorpiones; Buthidae. Gene Ontology annotation, cellular component: glutamate-cysteine ligase complex. The transcript is spliced from 7 exons. Gene Ontology annotation, biological process: glutathione biosynthetic process. The record is from RefSeq and is a predicted model, not a curated record. Gene Ontology annotation, molecular function: enzyme regulator activity; glutamate-cysteine ligase catalytic subunit binding. Bases 92 to 844 code for a protein of 250 amino acids.